This is a messenger RNA of Didymosphaeria variabile, 3123 nucleotides long. RefSeq lists its product as uncharacterized. Lineage: Eukaryota; Fungi; Ascomycota; Dothideomycetes; Pleosporales; Didymosphaeriaceae. The transcript has 2 exons. The record is from RefSeq and is a predicted model, not a curated record. Bases 1 to 3123 code for a protein of 1040 amino acids.
AUGUCGCAACCUCUCCAUAUGAAAACCCGACGAGCUGUCAAAACGGCUUCAAACCAAGAUAGCUCUGGCGCUCCAUCAUUCGCUAGCUCUAACAGUCGACGGAGCUCACUUGGCGACUUGUCGCGAUCCGAAGAUGGCCACUCAGGUAUCGAGGAUGAGCGACCAACCAAGCGCAACCGACUUUCAACCGAUUCUGGUACAGACUCCUUCGCCGAUCAGGUCCACGCCGCGAUAAAUGGAAUUAAUGCGCCCGAGUCUUCCAUGUCUAAUCCGCGCGAUGCGACUGAUGCCUCCAAUGUGUCGCCUAAAAAGAGGCGCGCAUCCGAUGGAUCCUUCGAGUCAAGCAAAUCACGCGCAGACGGUGUUCUUACCCGGACCCAGAGCGACACUUCCGAACAGCAACCGCGCAGGAAGAAACGAAGGACGACAACGCAGACGCCCGCUGAGACAGAUCAACUACCAGAAUUGACAGAUGCAUCAACUGCACCUAAUUCACCGGAGCAAGUUCUGGAAGUCGAAAACAGCCAAAAUCUGCAUCAUGUUCUCCCCACCAAUGGCGAUGCACCGGCCAAGAUGGGAAGGCGGCUUCCUGGACGCCGUCGUGCGCCUCACGCCGACAUUAAUGUUGAGGUGGACCUACGACGUCAACUGAAUCUGAAAAUGAGUUAUCGUAGCCUGGCCAAGUUACAGAAAAACAUCCUGGAAGAACUUUCGAGUCGAACGACUACAUCACUUGACGAUGACCCCCAGUUUCACAAGCAAUGUCCUGAAUACGAACCCCUCAUGGCAUCUCUUGACCAGUACAGAGCAAGUCGGCUUGCGCAGGUUGAAGCGCUUCGAAGAGAGAAGCUCGCACAGCUUGAGCGUGUGAUCGAAGCCGAAAGACACAUUGCGAAAGAAAAGUACAUUCAACGAGUCUAUGACCUCCAAGAAGAUCUGCUGCUGCAAUGUUUCCAUCGGGCGAAACAACUUCAACGGGAGUCCAGGAAGAGUCAGGAUGGAGCGGGUACCGAGGACGAAGACAACAUCCUUCCCCCAGCCCGUUUCGCGUUCCCACCAUUGCAUACUGAUGAUCGUGUCGGCUCGAAGUUCGCUUCCCGCAGCCGAGCAUACGUGGAGUCCGAACACCUGCUUGACGAUGAACUUCGUCGAGCACUGUUCGGUGGCUCACUGAGACAUUUCAUCACCGAGGAUGAGGACGCAGACGAUUCGAUUCUCGAAACGCCUACUCCUGUUGGUUUCGCAACCUUCACUGGUCCGGAUAGAGCUGAAGCCAUUGCUCAUCAGAACAUCAAGGAUCUAAUUGACGCGGCUAAUGAUAUCGAGAACACCGCGCUCGGGCCUCCGGCACCCACGGUCAUUCCCAAUGAGCAGGCCGAUGCUCUAUUUGUGCUCGCAUCCCUAUCGGCAGAUGCCGCUCGCAACACUGUCGAAGGGAAAGGCUUACAACCUGCCCGUAGUAAGGCUUCAAUCCCUGCAGAUAGUCGACAGGCACCGUCAAUGGAGAUCGGCCAGACGACAUCACCACUCAAGCAACCCACUGGGCCGUUUGCUGCUUUCUUGAAUCCUAUGUCCAAGAAAUCGGAGAAUGUGGUAGCACAACAAAAACCCGCCGGUAUGAUGGAAUACCCUAGGCCUGUCAAAGAGCAGAUUGCGCCAACCAAGGAGACGCCAUCCCGGUCCACCCACCGCGUCAUGGACAUGCUUAACAAUGACACAGACAUUGCUCCCGCAACUUCGCGAUUUCCUCCAGCAGCCUCAGUCGAACAGACACCUAGUGAUGUGACUUCGCAUCGCAUAAGUGCCAGCCAAGGAGCUACACCCUCACGAAGUGGACUGUUCGGACUGUCUUCUAUCAUGCAUCAGCACGACGUGCAGCCGGAGCGAUCCACACCGGCAGCUUACAGGGAAUCGAUGUCUACACGAGAAGCUUAUUCUUCACCCGCAUCUGCGCGAGCGUACCCCGAGCCGUCUUCAAAAACACCAAGUUUCAUACGACCAAUGAGUCUUGAAGAGCUAAAGAGAAAGGACCCUCUGCAUAUGCUCCGCGAGAUGCUCAAUUUCAAGAGUAAGCCUGACGGGAAGAACGUUACAAGUCAACGUGCAGAGACUUCCGUUUUUGCGCCUCGAGAGCGGACUCAGAUGACAGCUCCACCUCUACUCUCGCAGCCCUUCACUCCUUCGGGUCCAGCCGAAAAAGCAGACAAUACAAGAGAAACACGCAGAGCUUCGAACACCUACAAUGCGUCCCCAUCGACAGCGCCCCCAUCAUACCAACAGUCGCCGAAUGCGGCACCAGCAUAUCUCCCACGACGAGGCUCUCAAGAUCCAGGAUCAUCACACUGGGAGCGUGAUAGGCGUCUGAGUGGCUCGCAGGCACAGCAACCUCCCCCACAACCUUUUGCGGCAAGUCCACGACAAAGCAAUACGGUACCUCCGCAUCAGAGCCCUUUCUCUGCGCCUAGUGCUCCGGGGCCGGCCCUGCCCCAGCUUCCGUCCAUCAGCCAGACUAUUCCUUCCAAACCCUCCGGAGGGCAACCCAGUGCUCCUAUAAACUUUCGCUUCGCACAUUACGACCCCGCGCCACCAAGGCCUGCGUAUCAGCCUCCUCAGCCGCCUCCUCAGCCGAGCUAUCCAACAACAUCACAAGCGCCUCCUCCUGCGCCACCUCCAUCACACUACACGCCCAGCUACAGCGGGCCAUCCCAUCAAGGAGGCUAUGUCCCGCCGCCAGGUAGUUUCCAGGCACCUCCGCCCCCUCCAGCUACAGCGACGAACGCCUCAACGCCCUACCCGCCCCUGAAAAUCCAUCAGUACGGCGGCCAACCGAUCCUGCCGGCGAACAUGGCUCCACCUCCACAUUCUCAGCCACCGAGUAUGGCCUUCAUUGGCCAAGCACCUCCGUCCGCGUAUUCUCCACCGCAACACCACGCGGCACCUCAGCCAAACUCUUCAUACGACGCAAACGCACCGCGGCAGAAUGAACCCUCUUCCGAGCGUCCUCCUGAGCCAGGGUCAGGCCCUGUACGCCAAUCGCGUCGUCCGUACCGGUCGUAUCAUGCGCCUGGAUCACAGUUUAGACCCUACAAUGGGCCGGAUUCUACGCGUCGACGAGGCGGUUAG